This is a messenger RNA of Cylicostephanus goldi, 273 nucleotides long. The record is from the annotation of a GenBank genome assembly. Lineage: Eukaryota; Metazoa; Nematoda; Chromadorea; Rhabditida; Strongylidae.
CACAGAAGCCCAAUGUUUACCAUGUUCUCCGGUACGUUUGGGAAUCCUCUGUACUUUUUCGCUACAAACACAUCCCAUUUGACACAAGCAGAGAUGUGGGUCCGCUUGUCGGACAUCCUCGAGUUUUUCUUUGUUGCUCAUCCGGCAUCGGGCAGAAAAGAAGGAGAAGAGCAUCAGCGAAUAAUGUACUUUUAUCCGAAAGGAGACACACUUGACCGGCAAGCGAACGGAAAUAACCGGAUUCGCGGAGGCGGUGGUAAACUUCACAGAUAA